This is a messenger RNA of Macadamia integrifolia, 2519 nucleotides long. Its product is annotated as putative disease resistance protein At1g59780. NCBI's taxonomy places the organism in Eukaryota, Viridiplantae, Streptophyta, Magnoliopsida, Proteales, Proteaceae. The coding region runs from base 719 to 1909 and encodes 396 amino acids. The transcript has 2 exons. The record is from RefSeq and is a predicted model, not a curated record.
AAUGUAGAGUGUUGCUGACAACUCGCGGUGAUAGAGUAGCCAGGUAUGACCGAAUUGCUCCACCACACAAAUUAAAAUGUUUUGAUGAAAAUAAGAGUUUGGAACUCUUCUUCAAGGUGGCCUGGAAGGCCCAAAUGUAUAGCAAUGAAGACGAGACGAUAAAGAGUAUUGCAAAGGAAUUUGUUGCCAAAGCUUGUGGAUUACCACUGGCUAUUGUGGUGUUGGCACGUUGUUUAUCAUAUGAAAGACCAACAUUUUUUUCAUGGGAUAAUAUGUUUAAAUUCGUUGAUGUGUAUCUAGAGGAGGGUAACUGCUUUAAGGUAUUAGCUCUAAGCUUCAAUGAAUUACCUAAUCACUUAAAGUCUUGCUUUCUUUAUUUUGGACUCUUCCCAAAAAUUGUAUAAUCCAGAGGGACAGAUUGAUUCGACUAUGGAUUGCUGAGGGAUUUCUGGAACCAAGAGGGAAUUUAAGAAUGGAAGAUGUGGCCAGAGAUUGCCUUCAGGAGCUGAUGCAUAGGAACAUGAUCGAAGUUGCGAAGUGGAAAUCCAAUGGGGUACCUGAAUCUUUUGUUAUUCAUGAACUCCUCUGAAAAUUGGCAAACUUAGAAGGGGAGGACAGUAAAUUUUUAUAUAUCCUCACUCCGGAAUGUUCUCAUCGUGAAGCCCUCAAGGGUGGUAAUUGUCAUCGUGUAGCCCUCCAUGGUGGUAAUGAAGAUACCAUGUGUUCAAAUAAUCUCCGCUCACUCCUCUGCUUCACUGAAAUGUCUCAGUUGUCUCAUUGUGGACAACUCAAAUUACUGAAUGUGUUGGAUCUGGAGCAUGCCUUAGGUAUUGAAACCUUACCUGAUGAGGUGGGAAAACUUAUUUUUCUCAAGUACUUGAACUUAAGUCGAACCGGUUUAAAAAAUCUUCCACCUUGGAUUGGCAAUUUGUAUAACCUGCAAACUCUUAAUCUGUACAAAACAAUUGUUGUAUCUGUCCCCACUGAAAUACUGAAAUUGGUCAAGUUAAGGCAUCUUCUAUGCUGCAACAGAAAGAUAAGGUAUAACUUAUAUGCAGGUGAAGACAUUAGCUGGAUGCCUGAUGAUUUCAUUGCCAAGAGUGGUAGACGUAUCGAUCAACUAAGGGAUCUCCAGACACUAUGGUUUCAUACAGAUAGUUGGAUGGAGGAUGGCCUUGAAAUGUUGACCAAUCUUAGGGAAUUAGGUUUAACAGGAAUUAAGGGACUCAUGCAGAAUUUCGAAGAGGUGUUGUUCCAGGCCCUGGUCAAAUUGAAGCUCCUUGACGUUGUGUCCUUGGAAGAACAAGAAGAUUGCAAAAUAAUUCUCCCUUCAUUUUCAAGCCAUAGGUAUCUCUAUGAUAUCACCAUUAUUGGAGUCAUAGGGAAGCUACCUCACCUCAAUGACUUCCCACCAAAUCUUACAAGAUUGCGAUUGGCUUGCCAUCGUCUAAAGGAAGACAUGAUGGAUACACUCGAGAAGCUACCUGAACUAAAGGAGCUCAGGCUAGAUUGGCACCCAUACGAUGGAAUAGUUUUGAAAUGCUCUGCAGGUGGAUUUCCUAAACUCGAGUGUUUGACUCUCCUUUAUUUUGAUUGGCUAAGUUAUUGGAUAGUGGAGGAAGGAGCAAUGCCUAAUCUGAGGAUAUUGGACAUUAAUCGGAUUUUUGGGUUAAAAUGGAUUCCCGGUGGGUUGAGGCACAUCACAACAUUGCAGAAACUUUCCUUGACUAUGCCUGAGGAGUUCCUACAGAGGGUUAAGGAAGGUGGAAAAGAUUGGGAGAAGAUCAAACAUGUACCUUUCAUCAAUACAAAGGAAGAAGAAACCCCACAAGUGAUAUCCCGAUACCUUCCUACAAAGGUAAGUGAGUGGAUCAAAUCUACUGGGCAAGAAAUCCCUAAGGAUCACUAAAUAAAAAUCUCAUGGAUCCAACUAGCUUCACAUUGAGAGUAGUUCAUCCAACUGUUCAGCUGGUGGCUGUUGAAAUUUUCUAAGGAGUUUUCCUUGCAAGAUGCAAUCAAAAGAGCACUGGACCAUAGGAAAUAUGAUGGCUGUUUCCUUUCAGUUUAAUGUCUUAGAAAAUAGUAAUAUUUAGCCUUCGUUUACUUGUUCGUUUCUCAUUCUUGCCAUAUUUGAAGGACAACUUGAACACAUGUCGUAUCUUUUGCUUGUUAAGUGAAUUGUUCUAUAUCAGUUUGUGUGAGAAUUUUCCAGUGCAUAUGGAUCUUGAUAUUUGUUAUCUCUAUUUCCACUUAUGGCAAAGUGGUGAUAGUAAUGAUUUAUGUCGUUGUUGUCUGCAAAAUGAAAUACAAGUAUUAAAAGCAGAUGCUGAUGAUUUAUCUGUACUAUGAUCAAUGCUCAAUGGAAGAAAGGAUGUCUUUGUUCCUUUGAUGAUUCACAUUCGUAGUGCAUCAUAGUGUACCCUUUCUUGUAAGAUUACUUGACAAUGCUCAUUACUUUGUAUCUUUGUUAACUGAUGGAGGUGAGGUUUGAAUAGAUCUAUACAUCUCUUUGUGUUGAA